AUGGGCGCCGAGAUUAAGAACCGCCACGUGCCCGUGCACGUGAAGAUGCUGGCGGGCAUGGCCGGGGGCGUCGCCGAAGCCUGUAUCUUGCAGCCGCUGGACGUGACGAAGACGCGGCUGCAGCUCGACCGCGCGGGCCGGUACAAGGGGAUGGUGCACUGUGGGCAGACGAUCUACCGGACGGAAGGCGGGCGCGCGCUGUACAAGGGACUGUCGCCUUUUGUGACGAACAUGGUGCUCAAGUACGCGCUGCGGUUUGGCUCGUUUGCGUGGUUCAAGGAGCAGCUGGCGGGCGGGAAGGACCGGCCGAUGACUUGCACAAUGAACUUUACUGCGGGACUCCUCGCGGGGUGCAUCGAGUCGGUUGUGAUUGUCACACCGUUUGAAGUGAUCAAGACGCGCAUGCAGAAGGAAGUGGGCGUCGGUCGCUUUCGCGGACCGAUUGACUGUACGCGGCACGUGGUCCGACACGAAGGCCUUCAGGCGCUCUGGAAGGGCAAUACGCCGACCAUGGCCCGACAAGGCAGCAACCAGGCGUUCAACUUUAUGGCGUUUGCCUGGCUGAACCACAACGUGUGGGACAAACAGGACGGCGACGGCAAGACGCUGCCGACGUACGCGACGUUUAUCAACGGUCUCAUUGCAGGAUCGCUGGGGCCCAUGAUGAACACGCCCAUGGACGUGCUCAAGACGCGGCUGAUGGCGCAAGAGACGGUGGCUGGGCAAGAGCCCAAGUACAAGGGCUUUUUCGACGCGCUCAAGGUCAUUUCGAGGGAAGAAGGGGUUGCUGCGCUGUGGAAGGGGUUGCUGCCGCGUCUGACGAAGAUGGCCCCGGGCCAAGCCAUCACGUGGUCGGUCGUCAUGCGCGUGACGUCGAUCUUUGAGAAUCAAGAGCUGGAGCUCGCCGAGAACGAGAUGAAGAUGUAG
Messenger RNA from Hyaloperonospora brassicae, 927 nucleotides. The record is from the annotation of a GenBank genome assembly. NCBI's taxonomy places the organism in Eukaryota, Oomycota, Peronosporomycetes, Peronosporales, Peronosporaceae.